Messenger RNA from Penicillium waksmanii, 1101 nucleotides. RefSeq lists its product as uncharacterized. Lineage: Eukaryota; Fungi; Ascomycota; Eurotiomycetes; Eurotiales; Aspergillaceae. The transcript has 5 exons. The record is from RefSeq and is a predicted model, not a curated record. Bases 1 to 1101 code for a protein of 366 amino acids.
AUGGUUGCUCAGUUCCCUAUUGAGGCUGAUAUACGCACCCUCGAACUUAUGCACUUCCUCGUAACAGCUCCAGGCUAUCAGCCACUCAAGACAAUUUGGAUUGAGAUAGCACUAUGCGACUCCGGGGCAUUCCAUGUGACUCUCGGCAACGCAGCUCAUGCUUUAAAUCAGAUUAGUGGGAAUGACAGUCUGAAAUGUUCGGAGGCUUUGAGUCACUUUGGAAUUUCAACAAGGAAAUUAAGACACCGCCUUAAUAACUCCACGGAGAGUACCAGCAAAGGGGUCAUCGCCAACAUAUUGGCGCAUAACUGUCUCGCUAUAAGAAGCUAUGAUUGGGAUAGUUGGAGUAUUCACAUGGAUGGCUUGGGUCUCAUAGCGAAAGCUCGUGGCGGAUUCGCCGAUCUCGGAGAUCAGAUGAUCCUUUUAAUACUGCUGUACGACUUAGCUGGCUCUAUGUUCUUUGACUCGAAUCCGCGAUUCGAUCUUCCUCCACAACUUGUUGGCAUAUCCCAUAGAUCUGCGAGACAACCCGCCCCCAGGUUAGAAGCUUUACUUGUCCAGCCCAUGUCCGCUGCAUUCCUUCCAGCUGGUCAAGUAUUGAUUAUGGUUUCAUCAAUUGCGGAUGUCAUCAACAUGAACAGCCGCUGUGCAUCAUUUUGGAAGAAAGAUGUCGAUGCAAUCCGUGAUUUCAUGACCAUGUCUGACUCAGAAGAUCUUGUCGCGAGAGAAGUGGUUCGGCUUACCUGUCUUUUGCUCAUGUCGAAACUAAAGGAAUCAUUUGCGUUUCCUCCAAGCGAGCAAGAAUCACUACAUGCUCGGCUUGCUGAGCUCUUCACUCAGCAUGUCGAGAUACUUGGGAAAAAAUAUAUUGAGCUGAAAGUUUGGGCUCUUGUCACUCUUGCGUUACUGCGAUACCAUGACGGCAAAGAUGUCUAUGUCCAGGAGAUGAAAAGGGAAAUACUUGCAAUGAACAAACUGACUCCACCUGAAUUCAUUGAGAUUGCAAGAGAAAUUAUCUGGAUUGAUGUCUUGAUGUCGCCAUUUUCAGAAGAUCUCGCGGCAGACAUGAAUCCCUUUGUUUCACCCGAAGGAGCCUACUGA